AUAUGAGUUACCAACAGUUUAUGAGCGAACUACAUCGGCUGUGCUAGUCUAUUUCUCUUCAGCAAAACAGGGAACCAUGGUUGAAUUUAGUGAUCCAAUUUCCGUUACACCUGCGUUUGAUGGCAGACUUACCACGAAAAUGGUUUUGAUGCGGUCUCGAUCAGAAGACAUAACUACGAUUUCCAAGGUAAAUCUAUGGGGGUUAAAUCUUUCCGAAGUCAGCCUACUGCGUUCAAUGUGCAAUUUGAAAAUUUUUGGCUUUUAAGCACAAACAAAGUUACAUCUUUGGAGCCUUUUAGUCAUUGCUCACUAUUACAAGAGCUGUACUUACGUGGGAAUAAUGUGCAAGAUAUACAUGAAGUGGCUCAUCUAAAGAAUCUUAGCAGCUUGCAGAAACUGUGGUUAGAGGGAAACCCAUGUUGCACUGCAGUGCUGUCAGUAUUACCGGAAAAAUUGAAUUCCCUUGAGCUAUAUAGAUGCACAGUGCUUCGAAACCUUAUUGGUUUAACUUACUUAGACUAUACAGCUGUCACUUCCGAAGAGCGGAUUCAAUCCCAAAAAUGUGGACUGAUUUUGACAGCCCCACCACCCGUCAACUACGAUGGUGGAUUAGAUGAUGCUACAGAUCAGCUUUGCACUUCACUGGAGCUCAUGGAUGAGUCCGUGCUCGAAACAGAUCUGACGGAAACUGAGAAGACUCUAAGCGAAGACGAAACGAUCCAGUUGGAAAAUGACGCUGAUGGGACUAUAGGAUGUGAAGAACUCGAUGAGGGAACUCACAUUCAGACACCGAUUCCCCCGACAAUUGAGUUUUCACCAGCGCUGGCGUGUGGAAAGCAUUUCAACGUACCAUCUGCUUGGAUGCUUGAAACAAAGAAAACCCGAAAUGGAUGUAGACUGAAGCCUAGGAAGAAAAAUAAAUUUACCAUAUCAUCCAGGAGAUCACACUUUCCAGUUGGUGAGAAUGAACGUACGGUUCGAAGUGCAGUUAUUGCCCUCCUGAAGAUUUUGAACACAAGAAGUCUUGAAAUGGUCAUACAAGCUGCUGAAAGACGCCUUUCCCGCCUAGAUCGGGUCACCAGACAGUUGGAGUAUGAGCCACAGUCCGAGCCCUUGCCAAAUGGUUGGGAUUCAACUAUCGAGUAUGAUUUCACCAACUAUGUGGACGACCAACGCUAACUGCACUCCCGAUAUCCCAUAGCAAGUCGUUAUAAGCACUCUGGAUGCUUGGGACUCAUUUGAGAUAACAUUAAAUUAUCCAGUGAUGUACCGGCCACUUGUGUUUAUUACCGAUCCCUUUGACAUCAUGUUCAUCAGAACUGCUUUCAUAUGAGAUCACAAUUAGGAUUGAUCAACAACUAUAGAAAUUACCAGAAGCUAGACACAUUUUUCGGCA
This is a messenger RNA of Dicrocoelium dendriticum, 1396 nucleotides long. The record is from the annotation of a GenBank genome assembly. Lineage: Eukaryota; Metazoa; Platyhelminthes; Trematoda; Plagiorchiida; Dicrocoeliidae.